Drosophila subpulchrella is the source of this 5116-nucleotide messenger RNA. RefSeq lists its product as uncharacterized. The coding region runs from base 162 to 4991 and encodes 1609 amino acids. The record is from RefSeq and is a predicted model, not a curated record. The transcript has a single exon. NCBI's taxonomy places the organism in Eukaryota, Metazoa, Arthropoda, Insecta, Diptera, Drosophilidae.
ACAAACAAUCGACUCAAAAUUCAACGAAACCUUCACAUUUUGACAUAACUCAUAUAUUCAUUGGAAUUAACUCAAAAUUUUUGGUAACCAACUGGAAGAAGUCAUCCCCCGUCCCAAAAAACCGAAAACAGGAACCCAAAUCUCAAACCAAGCCACCGGCUAUGGAGCCAUGUGAUCCCGGACCGGAAAGGGUCAUGCGGCAAUACCUAUCGCAGCUGCUGGAGACCGGCACCACCCGUUCCACGGGCUGCAUGGACCGCUUCGUCAUGAAGGGCAUGACCAAUUUCCCGCCCCCAUCCUCCUCCCUCGAGGGCAAGGCUUCCCGUUGCUCGCUGUUCGAGCAGCUCCUCUGCGGCGGAAGCCGAAAAUCAGAGCGUUUGCUGGUGCCCGAUCUGGCCACCGAAUGGUUCCGCAAGCAAAAAGUCUUCCUGGACAAGCUCACGCCGGAGGAACUGGCCGCCCUGAGCGAUGGAUUGGCGGACAAGGAUAGCGAAAAGUCGGGCCAGGAUCAGGAGCAGCUAGUACACCGUCGUUGCCGUUGUCCAGGUCCAGUGGCCAACCAAAAGAAAGAUGCGGAGGCUCCAGUGGGCAAGGUGGCCGCAUGUAUUCCCACCACGGAACCCCGAGCGGGUAAUAGCAAUCCCUUCCUGAUCGGUCAUCAUUCCCAGACGGAGGAGAUGCGUGGCAAGAGUCCCAGGCGUGGGAGGAAGCUCCACUUGGAUGGGGCCAGGCGGGGCAGCUGCUCCUGCCUGAAACGCCGCGCGGGCUCAUCCUGCAGCUGCCUCUUCCAGGCCGAUGGACAGCCCAUGGGCAGCGAUUGCUUGGCCGCGCGCCGUACGGAGCCGCUGUUGCCGCGCCUGCGCCGCAAGUUCGACUUGCGCCAGGCGCCCCAACGUCGGCUCGAUCCGGCGCUCUUCCGCCGCAUCUCGCCGGAGUUCUUUCGCAUCCUGGCCAGCUACGAGGAGGCCAUGAGCGAGAACUGUCCGCUCUACGGCAUCUCGAUGCAUCACUGGGGCGACACGAAGGCAUGUUGUCCGUGCGGCGAUCGGCAUUCUCAGUUGAGGCAUCGCUUCCUGGGCGACGAUACGGUGGCCACCGCCGUGGUUCCUCCCACUUAUGCACCAUUGGAGUCUCGGCAUGAAGAGGAGUACAGCCACACCGCCAGGAGGCAUCAAGAGAAGGCGAGUCGGGAGUCCAGCCCAUCCUCGAAGAAGAUAUCUUUCAGAUCUUCCAAGGACCAAGCAGAGAAGAAGCCAAAAAAGCAGUGCACCAACGAAACCUGUCUUAAUGAAUCCUGUCAUGGAACUAAGGGCAGCGAAAAGGAGUCCAUAUCCUCCGGGGAUGAACAAUCGGCCCUAAAGCGUAGGAAGCAGGAAGACAAACAGCAAACGAAGGAGGGUCAGGAGGAUAGGGAAAUGGAAAGCAGGCAGUCAUUUCAAUCUUCAAAUCCGUCCGAGAAACCCCCGACGGAGAAGCGUCUGUGGAGAUGGGGCGACCAGCAGGAGAGUAAACAGACGAAUCCCCCCGAGAGGCGAAGGAAGUUUCCCAAUUGCUUUCGCCGGCAACCCCAAACAUAUAGGACAGCCUGUGUGCCCACGAACUUUGCUCCGCCUUCUAAUCACCCAUGUGCCCAUCCAUCAGCUCAUCCGUGUGCUCUUCCAUCAGCUCAUCCAUGUGCCUAUCCAUCCGCUCAUCCUCCUCCUGCAACGCCCACCGAUGGGACACCAAUUCAGUGUGGCCACCAGCCCAAGGGCAUUCUGGGUGGAUUCACGGGCAUCUGCAAGCGCUGCAUGGAGCCGGGUCGCCACCUGCUAUACAAUCUGAAUGCCAACUACCAGCAGAAUCGGGAGCGGUACGGUCAAGUCCGGCAGAAUAAGAAACGGUCAAAGGAGGAGCGGCCAGUACGGGACAUAUUCCACAUGGCCUCGCAGCCGGCGCCCUGCAGUUGGCGAAAGUCCAAGGGAGAUUGGAUUGAGGAGGGGGACAGCAGCACCACCCUGACGCCUCAAGCCGAAUGUGGUGUCCAGCGGUGUCCACAGGACUGCAUAACUAAUCAUGUUCAGGCGAAGAGCGAACAGUCCCUGCCUUUUCGCACACCCAUCAGCGAUCGCACCUUGGCCGGAUGGAAUCCAUCGAGCAAUCAAGAUGAGCAGAGGAGCAAGCAGCAAUUGGGGAUGAUGCAAUGCCAACCGGACUGCAAGUGUGGACUUCCGCAGGAGGCUUUCCAGCUGCCGCCCGCUUCCAGGUGCACUUGUGCGCCGGAUCGGCCAGCACAGCAGGUUGUACAGAGCUCCGAGGUGCCCAAAAGUUCCGAGGAUCCGGGCAAAUCCUCCAGCGAGGCGGAGUACUCCAAGUGCGGUCAUCGAGUGAAGGCCUGCUAUUUGGCCAAUGAUUUCCAUCAGCUGAUGCGGCGGGUGGCCAGGAAGAGAACAAGACCUAAGACUCAGCUUCCAGGUAGACCCCAAUCUUUCGCUCCUAAACCAACUUCAAAUAGAGGGCCCAAAAAGACGACAGAGGCACCAGCAGUUUGUCUCAGAACUCAGGUGACCCAGCAGCCUGAAGCUCCAGUAACAUGUCCUGCAACCAAAACCCAACCCAAAACCCCUAUGAAACCCAGGGUUAGACCGAAACCCAAACCAAAACCAAAACCAAGGGUCCUGCCAGAAGAACGGCCUAUCACCCAGGUGGCCAACGAAAUUCCCAAGUUAAAGCCUCUUCCGAAGGUCAAGAAGAAGAAGGUGGAUCGUAGGCCCAGCAAGGAGUCCUUAAAGGAAGCCUCUUCAGCCAGGCGCACCAGUUCCCUCAGCCUGGGCAUCUGUCAGGCGCAAAGUGAUAUUCCCUCGACAAGGAGCCAACCUCAAGUGUCCAACCAACCAAGCAGCAGUCCAAAUCCCAGUUGGAAUACCCCAACCAAAGAGCCACCAAGGAGCACAUCUGCACAAAGGAAUCGAGAGGAGCGGAUUCCGGAUUCCAAGCCCCCAAAGAGGAGUUCGAGCAGAAGGACAAGUCAGAAGAGAACGUCAUCCUGCUGCUCCUUCUGCAGUUUGCAUGGCCAAUCUCGUCGACAGCGUUCCUCCAAAGGGGAAGUCAGUGCAGCCUGUCGCUACACCAAGUCCAAAGCGAGCUCCAUUUCAGAAGCGCCCAACAUGUCGGAUGACUCCUCGUACCGGGCACAACAGAGCCGGGAUGACUAUGUCAGGCAGAAGCCACCAAAGAAGCCAGAUCGCCGUCAGAGAUUCCUGUCCAACUCAUCGUAUCGCUCCUGCUCCGAUGCCUACUCCAGUGAGUAUUCGAAAGUGUGGGAGCAGGAGGAUCCGUGCCGAUGUUCGCCCUUGAAGUCGGCCAUGAAGAAGGCGCCGGUCCAAUGGCAUCCUGAUCCCGGGCCGAUAAACUCCUUCCCCGAAACUGCACCUUCGCAUUUGGAGACGGGUCGACGCUAUUACACGGACACACAGCCGGGUGGCCAGGAGGUCGGCUCCCGCUGCAGCUGUCGCUCCCUGCGUUCCACCAGUUCUAUCCGGGCACUGAGCUCCAAUACGGACAGUGUGCGGUGUCCCUGUGCUCCGGCUCCAUCGGUGGCCAGUGUGGAGCCCCCCGAAGAGGGGGCACAGGUGGAGGAGGAAGAGGCGGGGCAGUGUUUCUGCUGUAGAUACCAGGAUCCCUAUCUGCAGACCAGUUCCUCUCCGCCUCCUCCUCUUCCUCCUCCUCCGUGUGCCUACUUCCAAUCGUGCUCUUGCAGCCGACGUCCUAAGCCCAAGUUCUUUAGUGAAACUCUGCGGUGGGAGCCACAGCAGCACCACCACGCCCGCACUCAGCUGCGCACCCAACGUCCUCCGCCUCCGAAGCACCAACAGUUGGCAAGAUAUCCGCAGUACCAGGCAGAGCAACAGACCAGGGAGUGGAUUCCAGAGUACCAAACUCCUUGUCGCUGUCCAGAAGAUGGUAACCAAAGGUGGGAGGAUCAGGCUGAAGACUCGCAAUAUUACAGGGAUCACAACUAUCCCGUGCAGGGGACUCAGCACAAUGAUGACCUAAGGAACAACUACCCAGGUCAAACGAACUGCCUCACUGGGCGGGGAAGGGAUCGAGCUGGAGCCAUUACAGCUGCUGCCCAGGGACUCCGAGGAUUGGUUAAGGCUUUGGGAGGAACUCGUCAUCGACCGAGACACAAUCCUCAAACAGAUUACUAUCAACCAACUGGCUAUUGUGGAGCACAGGUAGAAGGUAAUCAUAACAAUGCUGCCACUCCCAUGAGACCCACAUGGCCACCCAGUGAGCAACCAGUUUAUAGAGAGGAGUCCCCCAUUUACAUGGGAGCAUCCACCUCGGCCUUCCUAUCCAGAAACAACCCCUCGGUUAGUCCAGAUUUCAAUGGUUACCCAAGAACAACCAACUUAAAUAUGGAUAGGGAUGGGAACUACCUAUCAGUGGAUGAGAGACCCACCAGGUGCCAUGUAAUACAAAACAUGGAAAGGGAACAGUCGUGGUUCAGGAUGAAAGGUGGAGGAGGUAAAGUCAUAGUGGAUCCAUCAGCCAUGGAAAGGGAAGGAUCAUCAUCUGGGUAUCUCUUCCAUGAUUCCCAAGCCAAGUCUCCAUGUAGGAGAACGAAUUCUUUCCCCAAAAGGGCAAGACAAACUGGAGGAGCUUCUCCCCAAAUCGAUAACACCCCUCUUGCGAUAUUCUUGGACAGCUUGAGAGCGAAACAUGCUGCAUCUGAGAUCCUUACCAGAAACACACAGAAGACGGCCAACCGAGAGCCUAGAAAAGUGGCUACACUGGAAAAUGUGCCUAGUGCUUUUCAAGCCGAAGGUCACGAAACUCCAACCUCCAGUGACGAUGACGCGGAUGCGGAUGACAGCCUCUAUUGGAGGAACAGACUGCGCAAAGCCUCGGAGGAGACCAUGGUCAUCCCAUCCACCUACACAGGUCUCCUGGAGGAGCAAGUGCUCGGCGAGUAUUUACCCAAUCCGCGGUGUAAGCGCAGGACAUAGGUUCAACCUCAGCCGGAUCCGAAGGGAUUUAUGUAUCAAUAGACUAGUAUUUUAUGUAUAAGUAAAGUAAAUGUGGAAUAAGUGUUCAGUGAAGACAUUUUUUCCCAUGAAAUACAAUAUCAUCC